Messenger RNA from Pygocentrus nattereri (red-bellied piranha), 1183 nucleotides. RefSeq names its product midkine a (gene mdka). Gene Ontology annotation, molecular function: growth factor activity. Bases 113 to 547 code for a protein of 144 amino acids. The transcript is spliced from 5 exons. NCBI's taxonomy places the organism in Eukaryota, Metazoa, Chordata, Actinopteri, Characiformes, Serrasalmidae. The record is from RefSeq and is a predicted model, not a curated record.
UUAAACUUUUGGAGAAACGAAGAGCCGGAGCAAGCAGUGAGGCUCAAGCGCGGAUGCAGGAGAGCAACUAAGCACUGUUUCUGUGUGUGGACUUGGAUCAAGAGUGAGCGAGAUGCGUGGCUUGUUUUCCACCCUCUUCCUGCUGCUAGUGGCCUUAAUGAUCGUCACUACAGAAGCAGGAAAGAACAAGAAAGACAAAGGCAAAGGACCGAAGGGAGCAUCUGACUGUGCAGAGUGGCGCUUUGGUGGCUGUGUACCCAAUAGCGGUGACUGCGGAACAGGUUUGAGGGAAGGCACUUGCAACGGUCAAACCAAGAAGCUCAAGUGCAAAGUGCCCUGCAACUGGAAGAAGCAGUUUGGUGCUGAUUGCAAGUAUAAGUUUAGUAACUGGGGCGAAUGUGACACUGCUGCCGGCUUUAAGACUCGCUCUGGUACGCUGAUGAAGGCUCUCUUCGACGUUGAAUGCCAGCCCGCCAUCACGGUGUCUAAACCUUGCAAGAUCAAAUCCAAGCCCAAAGGGAAAAAAGGAAAAGGAAAAGGAAAUUAGAGAGGAGAAACCCAACAAAGGCAUGAGGAGCCACCCUUCACCGUCAGACAAACACCAGCCCUCCAAACUCCAGCCUUUCAUUUCUUUCUCUCUUACACUCUGCUAUCUGACUUUGAGACAGGAAAUGUGAUGUGUGUCAGACACAGCUUUGUUCUUUGUUUGUAACUCUACAAAUCCUGCAGUAUGUGUUCUAGAGCACAAGAGUGUGUCGCACUAUGGUAAAAUUGACACACUGUAUGAAAUAUUUCUUCCAGAAGAGAAAGUGAGAGGCUGAUGUUUGGAGGAGGAUGUAAUAGCCCCUACCCCCCUUCGGCUCUCUGUAGACUGAGAGAGAUUAUACUCUACCACUCUCUGUCAAAACCUCACCGUUUCUGAUCUGACACAAGAAACGCUUACUCACUCACUCACCUACACACAUGCACACACACGCAUACACACACACCAGCCUGUGUACUUUAAUUUGUAUUGUAUAAGUCCACUUUUGUAAUAAGGUUGUGAGAUGUUGCAGUAGAAGGUUAUCUCAAUAGUGGAGUAUAUGAGUAGAGUCUGUUUUGAAAAAAGGUCUUACUGCUCUUUUGUAGGAUAAAUGUAAGAAUCAUGGAGAAAUCAUUUGAAAUAAAAUAUUUUGAAAGGUAA